Periconia digitata is the source of this 657-nucleotide messenger RNA. The record is from the annotation of a GenBank genome assembly. NCBI's taxonomy places the organism in Eukaryota, Fungi, Ascomycota, Dothideomycetes, Pleosporales, Periconiaceae.
ACGACUCCAACUACAACCAUGAUCGCUACGACGCCGUUUUCCCCACACUUCGCGUUCACUCCGUCGCGGCCAUCGCCACUAUCCGAGCGUUCCCCGAAUGUAGCGCCAAAAAUCUUCACAUUCAGCAUGCCAGAGACCAAGAGACCGACAAAUCAACCGCGAACAUUCAAGCCAAAUCCCGUUUUCCAAACGCGUGAUGCUGCCACACAGAAGCGACGCGCUCUGUUCUUCAAUCGCGUGCAAAAGAACAGGGAGGAUAAGAAAUGGGACUCGAGGGGCGAACAGAUUCAAGGCAUGGACUACGCAUCGGAACGCAAGCGUUGGGAAGAAGAGCAAGCGCGCGAAGCACCAAACGUUGAGGACGAGAUCACCGACGAAGAAGACCUGAUACGUGCUGCGUCGUUCCAUACGAGUGAUGCUCCUCAAUCCGAGCAGGCCAUCGAAGAGGCUGAAUACCUGCGUGCACAAGAAGAGUGGGAGUUGCAGCAAUAUAUUGCCUCCAUGGAGGAAGAUGAGACGGAUAAUGCGUCACUGCAUUUUGGGAGCGACGAUGAAGAUUAUGACGCAAUUCUGAUAGAGGGUCUUUCGGCAGUAGAUGUCCCACCACGACGACCGGAUCAGAAUCUGGCCGACACGGAUGAGAUGGAUAUGACUUGA